Molecule: messenger RNA, 548 nt
Organism: Symsagittifera roscoffensis
Lineage: Eukaryota; Metazoa; Xenacoelomorpha; Acoela; Convolutidae
Exons: 4
Coding region: 120-548 (142 amino acids)
Source: RefSeq, a predicted model, not a curated record
UUGAGGGCGUAUUUAUCACAUUUACUCAGUUCAGUAAAAAAUAUUUCACAGGGGAGAAUAUCGGUGAGAACUUAUAUGCGACUAGUCAGGGAGACCAAGGGGGCGAAGCGAUAGCAAAGAUGGCCGUUGAGGCUUGGUACUCUGAAACCAAGUUCUUUUCCUACCCUGGAGAUGAUAGUUACGACACGUGCGACGGAGGAGAUAAAUUUUCAGAAUAUGGUCACCUUACACAGAUGAUGUGGCAGAAAAGUGGAGAACUUGGCUGCGCAGAAUAUGUCUGCCCAGAUAGUGGUUGGGCCAUUUUUACCUGCAACUAUUCCCCGGCUGGCAACACGCAGGGGGAGAAAAUGUUUCCUGAGUCCAACUUCAAGAAGUUAUGCGAGGCCGAACCGGGAGUGUGGACCACUUGCAAAGAGAACCUUGUCACAGAGGGCUGUAAAAUGGGCCGAGGCCAGAUGACGGAUGAAAACGAACUGCUGAUGGCACUGCUGGUUGCUUGUGGCAUCACUCUUGGAAAGUCCAGUUAUGCCAGCUAUGAUGUAAAUUAG